Messenger RNA from Nicotiana tabacum (common tobacco), 1585 nucleotides. The record is from RefSeq and is a predicted model, not a curated record. NCBI's taxonomy places the organism in Eukaryota, Viridiplantae, Streptophyta, Magnoliopsida, Solanales, Solanaceae.
CGCACUCUUUCACGUCUCUUCAUCCCUCUAAACCCUCAACUAUCAUCUUCUAAUUCAGUGAAGGGAGACAACUUGCUAUCGCUGCCGCUUGUAAGCUUCUGGAAGUAUGACAAGAGGAAGAGGCACUAAACGUAGUUGGGGAGGUUGUGGGAGCAUAUCUAAUAAAGGGGGAGGAGGCUACCAACAACUACCGAACACUUCUCAGGCAGAUAUUAGUGAACCAUCAACCCCUACAUCUCAACAGGUCAGUUCAAGCCAACACAUCGACUCGUUUCAUGAAAGUAGUUUUUGGCAGCUUGCACAUACGUCUCAAAAUGUCCCUAAUCAACCAACAAAUUCUGCUUCUUUGAAUAUUGGUCGUCAACAAGCACCUCCUUCUUCUCAGAAUGUUGGUCCUCAACAAGAAACUCCUCAAGAUAUUUCAACUGAACAAACACUUGUAUCUUAUGGAAGUUGUAAUCCACAGACAAGACGAGAUACUAUUUGUGGCAUAAGAUCCUUGAAAGUAAACAGAGAUACAUUUUGCCCACAUGAAGUUGUUCGAGAUGUAACAAUAGCCUUUAAGAAAAGCUUCAGUGGAUCAUGGAAUUGUUGGAGCAAAGUUCCGGAGCAUGUACAAGACAGAUGGUUUAAUGACUUCGAGAAAAAAUAUUCCUUUACUAGCGAGGACAAAGUUUUUAUUCGAAGGACUUUUGAGCAUGUGGGGAGUGAAAGGUUAAGUGACAGUUUGGGAAAAGCAAAAAGACAAUUUUCAAAAACAAAGAAAAUGCCCGGAUGGAUUACUAAAGUUCACUGGGAUGCUUUGAUGCAAUAUUGGGAAUCUGCCGCUUUUAAAAAAAAAUCAACAAUCAACUCCAAGAACAGAAUGUCGUCUAAUAAUGGAGAAGGUCCUUCCUUGCAUACUGGAGGAUCAGUUGCAUUUGCCGAGUACAGAAGAAGACAUAAGGAGUUAACGGGGAAAGAUCUUCGUAAUGAUGAACUGUUUCUGAAGACUCACAGAACCAAAAAUGACAAAAAGUGGAUAUGUGGAAAGUCAGAAAGAAUGUGGAAUACAUUUACAGAGGUUAUUAAGGAGAAGGUAGGUGAAACUUCAACAUCAAGGAAUGAAGAAGGUUUUGAAAUAGAUGAUGGAGACAUAGACAUAAACAUGACAACAAAUAAAGAUGAGGAAGGAGAAAAAACUAGCGAAGACAAUGUUGUGGAUUUAUUGAAAAGUAUACCAGACGAAAACCUACUGAAAACUUGGAUUGAAACAGUUAGAGGAGCAAAAAAAGGAAGAAUAUAUGGACUUGGUCCAAAAACUUGUCUUCUGGCGGAUUCAGUGAAGGCUAAUUGUGCAUCCUCUAGUGCUCCUAAUCCUCCAAAUAUUCCCACCCAACAAGUGUUUGAAUCACCCGAAUUUCAGCAACUUCUUAAUCGUGCAUUGGAUCAGUGGAUGGAGAAUAUGCAGGCCGAUAUGCAAGCGGGUAUUCAGGAAGAUAUGCGAGAAGAAGUAAAAGCUGCGGCUCGUGCUGUCGUGCGUGAGGUGCUUGGUUUAACUCAACCACCACCAAAUGGCUUUGGUUCUUCCCCCAACAUAUCUUAG